GCCAAAUUUGUCACAUGCUUGAUUUCUUGCUGGAGAUAUUUUAGUGCAACAGUUGUAGAGUUAGUCAGAAAUUCUUGUCUUYUUUGCACGAUCCAGAGCUUCGAUCAUGACAGAUUACGACAGUGAGAAAGACAAAGCCAAAAGAUUUCUUGCUGAAUUUUACUACGAAGGCGACGAAGGCAAGAUUUUCAAGUAUGGAGAACAACUGGUAAAAGUAGCUCACCGUGAACAAGUACAACUACUAAUAGAACUAGAUGAUAUAGCAGAGAUUGAUCCGUCACUCGCUGACAAUGUGAAAGAAAAUGGUCGACGCUACAAGAAAAUAUUUGAAGAUGCUGUUUAUGAGAUGUUGCCUGACUACAAGGAACACGACGUUCAAGUCAAGGAUGCCUUGGAUAUUUACAUUGAACAUCGAUUAUUGCUGGAACAGAGAAACCGGCAAAACCAAGCAGAAACUGUUGAUCUUAGAAGCAAAUAUCCUCCAGAACUGCUCAGAAGAUUUGAAAUAUGUUUCAAGCAUUUAAGCAUACAGAAACCUGAGUCUGUACGUAGGAUAAAAGCGGAGUCUAUCGGCAAGCUAACAGUAGUACGAGGCAUCGUAACAAGAACCACAGAAGUCAAGCCAGUAGUUGAGGUUGCAACUUACACCUGUGAUCAGUGUGGUGCAGAAUCUUACCAACCAAUCACAUCUCAGACUUUUAUGCCUAUGCUGAUGUGUCCAAGCGAAGAAUGUAAAGUCAACAAGGCUGGUGGUCGUCUUUAUCUUCAGUCCAGAGGAUCCAAAUUUGUUAAAUUCCAGGAGUUGAAGGUUCAAGAGCACAGCGAUCAAGUACCAGUGGGUCACAUUCCAAGAACAAUGACAAUCAUUGCUAAGGGAGAAAACACCAGACUAGCUGUACCUGGAGAUCAUGUAUGUGUUACUGGAAUAUUCCUGCCAAUGUUGAUGACUGGUUUCAGACAGAUGACCCAGGGCCUGCUGUCAGAUACUUUCCUCGAGGCUCAUCGAAUAGUACUCAUGAAUAAAACAGAAGAUGAUGAAUUAGGAACAGAAGAGUUGUCUGAGGAAGAGGUUAAAGCUCUUUCUGAAGAGGCAGAUUUCUACAACAAGCUAGCAUCGUCAUUAGCUCCUGAGAUCUAUGGACAUGAGGAUAUCAAGAAGGCAUUGUUACUGCUGCUUGUUGGAGGUGUUGACUGUACUCCACAUGGAAUGAAAAUAAGAGGAAGCAUAAACAUUCUAUUGAUGGGAGAUCCCGGUGUGGCUAAGAGUCAGAUGCUAUCAUACGUUGACAGGCUUGCAACCAGAAGUCAAUAUACCACAGGCCGUGGUAGCUCUGGUGUUGGUUUAACAGCUGCUGUAAUGAAGGACCCCUUGACUGGAGAAAUGGUUCUUGAGGGUGGAGCCCUAGUACUCGCAGAUAAAGGUGUUUGUUGUAUUGAUGAGUUUGAUAAGAUGAUGGAUACUGAUCGAACAGCUAUCCAUGAGGUCAUGGAGCAACAGACAAUAUCAAUAGCAAAGGCUGGUAUAAUGACAACAUUAAAUGCCCGUGUGUCCAUCCUAGCUGCUGCUAAUCCAGCAUUUGGUCGGUACAAUCCAAAGAAAUCAGCAGAACAGAAUAUCCAGCUGCCUGCUGCCUUGUUGUCCAGGUUUGAUGUACUAUGGUUGAUCCAGGACAAACCAGACAAAGAAAACGAUUUAAGACUAGCCCAACACAUCACAUACGUCCAUCAGAAUUCUUCUCAUCCACCGUCAGAGUUUGAGCCCCUCGACAUGAACCUAAUGAGGCGUUAUAUAGCGGCAUGUAAAGAGAAGAUGCCUGUGAUCCCAGAGGGUCUGACUGACUAUCUAGUGAGUGCUUACGUAGAGAUGCGAAAAGAUGCUAGAACAAACCAUGACACUACAUUUACCUCACCAAGAACAUUAUUGGCUGUGCUGCGACUUUCAACAGCACUGGCCAGAUUACGAUUAGCUGAUGCCGUAGAGAAAGAGGACGUCAAUGAAGCCAUGAGACUAAUAGAAAUGUCGAAAGCAUCACUUACAGAUGAGGAGGGAACAAGGAGGGUUGUAAAUCCAGUAGAUGCUAUAUAUGGUAUCAUAAAAGAGAUAGCUGGUGAUGCCAACAGCGUAAAAAUGCAAGAAGCAAAACAAAGAUGUCUUUCUAAGGGUUUUACACCUGAUCAAUUCAAUAGUUGUUUAUCAGAAUAUGAAGAACUUAAUGUAUGGCAGAUAAACCAGGGCAAGACUAGGAUAACCUUUGUCAGAUAGGACAGUAAUCUAUCUUUUAGUGUGCUUCCAAUAAACUAUUGUCCUUACAACAGAGCUUCCAAAAAUGCCACCAACAAUACUGAGGGGGUUUUAUUGAGUGCUAAAGUAGUUUUUAUAUGACUGUGAAUACUUACUAAAGGCUUAGAGACUUGGCAACAGUAAGCAAGUCAAAGCAUGGUAAAUAACAUUGAACUUGUCAGAACACUUGAACACAGCACUUACUUCUUCUGUCUAAGCAUGGCCCUCCGGCAUCAGACACAUUUCACAGUCAUAUAUGCUGUCAUUGACCGCUACAGAGAAGGCAAGAUUGGCUUUGUGGAUAUUGGAUCAACUAAGAUCCAAAAUGAUUCUUUUGGCUUUCUCAGACUUAGGGGCAGAAUUCAAGGUGAAUAAGUUGAAAACUCUCAAGAGCAGUAGAGUGAAAUCUAUAUAUGUCCUUGAAAUAGUACUUACUAAUUAGUAUGAAAAAGCACCAACAAAACAAUUGAAGACCAAAAAUUAGUUAUGUUUAGCGAGUGCUAUCUAGUUUGUUUUGCUAUUUCAUGGAUAUAAGGUUUGCAUUCUGCCAAGGAAGCCAAAACCUUAGUAAAGAAGCCCUCUGAUUGAAAAAAUUUAUCUAUUGACUGUCAUGGUUGUCGAGUAGUGCUACUGGUAACCUUCUUUGUAGUCUGUUUGUCCACAAAGCCACCAAAUGAACACACCCUCAUCAAUAAAAAUGAUUUUUUGUACAAACACUCUUACUAGAUGCUUGCUGAAGAACGUCUGUUUUACCAUUUUAUACUUUAGUAUUUUCAAAGACAAUGUACAUUUUCCUUUCUAAGUAAUUACUGUAACAUUUUGGUAAAUAAAGUUUAAAUCUA
This is a messenger RNA of Actinia tenebrosa (Australian red waratah sea anemone), 3123 nucleotides long. RefSeq names its product DNA replication licensing factor mcm7. Lineage: Eukaryota; Metazoa; Cnidaria; Anthozoa; Actiniaria; Actiniidae. Gene Ontology annotation, cellular component: MCM complex; nucleus. The record is from RefSeq and is a predicted model, not a curated record. Gene Ontology annotation, biological process: DNA strand elongation involved in DNA replication; DNA replication initiation; double-strand break repair via break-induced replication. Gene Ontology annotation, molecular function: ATP binding; single-stranded DNA helicase activity; ATP hydrolysis activity.